Rotaria socialis is the source of this 942-nucleotide messenger RNA. The record is from the annotation of a GenBank genome assembly. NCBI's taxonomy places the organism in Eukaryota, Metazoa, Rotifera, Eurotatoria, Philodinida, Philodinidae.
AUGAAUAACAACUCUGAUUUAAUGCAUUUGGAGAAUCUACUUGACGAAAUAUUUCUUCAGGAGAUUUUUCCACUUUUUUCAUGGGAUGAAUUAUAUUAUUCUUUUUCUGGUCUCAAUAAACGUAUUAAUACCGUUCUACGAUCAUUGAUGCAUUUGGAUUUUACCGUCGAUUCCUCAACUCAGCAUCAUCCAGCACUUAUGUUUUUUCUUUCAACUAUUACACGUCUGAAUGUACGUCUUGGAAAAUUUGAUAUAAAAUCGUUUUCUGCUCUUUGUUCAUUAACUCUGGGCUAUCCAAGUCUGCAACAGCGUAAUUCCAUUCGACCUGAAAAUUUCCCUUACCUUGAAUAUUUAAGUCUUUCUUAUCCGCUUGAAGAUACUGUUCUUUUAAAUUUAAUCUUCUCAGAUGCUUUUGAACGUUUAACAGUAUGUAGAUUCGAUCGUACUUCUACUGAUCAUUCUUGGAGUACGUCUCCAAAAAUUCGUUCGUUGUCAAUUAGUGUUCAUGGUCCAUAUGGAAUUAUCUGUGUACUUCGUGCUUGUCCAAACAUAUCUCGAUUAAAUAUGAUCGUUUAUCCGACUUCUCAAAUCAAUCUCUCUCUUCCAAAACAUUCUUUUUCUUGUAUGAAUUUUCAUCUUCGGCGUCUUUCUAUUCGUUCAAUAAUCGAAAUGCUUCCUUCGAUUUUCAAACUUACACCUAAUCUUGAAUGGCUUACAUUUGAUGAUAUUCUAUGUUAUGAUGGAUUUGAAAACUCCCAAAUGACUUUCAAAAAUUUUGUUAAUGCUCUUUUCAUGUUGAACCACAUUUCUUAUCUUUAUCUAAAGACAAUGGUUCAAGCGUGGGAUCAAUAUAUAUCGUUGAACACUUUGCAUCCACUCUUUAAACAUAUUAGCUAUUACAAAGCACAUUCAGGUGUUACCAUAUCCAGUUUACCAGUUUAA